AACAAAGACAUUGAUAUCGCAUGGGUGAAUGUCUUACGGUUGUGUAGUAUGUCACAUGAAACCGUUUCGUAUGUCUUGGUCUCUGUCUGUCUCUCGGCUACACGAACACUCUCCGUAGAGCGACGGAAUGAAUGAGCACUGUCAGUUGAGUUUCUUAGCACACGGCGAAACUUGUGAAAAAAAGUAGAAAAAAAACGAGAGACCGCUUGAAAAAUUGUACAUAAGAAAUUCGCCAAUUGGCAGUAAAUGUGACGAAAUCAUUGGGUUCGCUCGUUCCGUUUCUUUUCGAAUCUGUUGGUGAUUUUCUUUGUCCUCGAACCGUAAGAAAAAAAAAACGCUCUGGCCAAAGAAAAACCAUAAAUAGAAAAAGUCACAUUGUGCCGAGAGAAAGAGAAAGAACACACAUUGAGCAAUCGUUGCGUUUUUUUCAUGUAUCAAGUCGAAGUUAAACGUAUUGCGCGGAGAAUUCGUGUUAUAUAAUCGAAUAGAGUUUUUUUUUUGUUUGUUUGGGAUUUUUGCGAAAAACACUCCGAGUGUGUGGAAGAUAUUAGACAAUUUUUCCAAUAAGAAAAGGAAAAUAAGAAUAGUGCGUGUGCUAACCAGAAAGAAAUGGUUUAAAAAAUUGAUGGUCAUUAACACGUUAACCGUUGCAAGUCAAAAACAAUAACACAAGAAACGCCAGCGACGACAACGACGACGACGACGACGACGAUAAAUUAGCUGAAACAAAAAUCACUAUAAAUCAUUCAUGAGUUGAGCACAACGAUAUUCGAUUCGUGGCACCAACCGAAAGUAUUUCAAAUUGACAAUAUCAAAUCAAGUACACACAUAUCAUGUAUACGGUGAAUCAAGGACCAAGCAAAUUAGUAGCGAAAACACGUACGGGUUUGUCACAAAAUUACGAUAAAAUCGAAACGAUUCGCAAGAUAAAAGUGAAUAAUGCACAGCAAUCGAGUGGGAAAUCGGGUGGUGGCAGUGGCGGUAGCAGCAGCACGGGCCAACUGUCAAACAGUGAUAAUGGCAUGGAUAUAAAUUGUGCGAAGCCGGUAUUUCAACAGUAUCGCCGAUCGAAUUCGAAUCGCAGCAAUAGUUCAUACAAAAAUGGCACCGUACGCAUUGCCUGCUUCAAAGAUGAAGAGCCACAGCCUGUGCCAUCGCCACAGUAUGAGGAAUUGAUUCGAUAUAUACGCGACUCGUGGAAUGUUCUAUCAGUGCCUGAACAAGACGAUGCCACUGAAACACAAACGACAACAGCACCAACAAAAGGAUCAGCAUCACCAUCAUCAUCAUCAUCAUUAUCAUCGUCAUCAUCGACACAUCGAACGAGUUCGGCCAGUUCCAGUGAAUCGAUCCGAAGAAAUGGCCGAAAAAAUGGUUUCAAUGCUAAUAAGAAAGUCAUUUAUCAUAACGAUCCACCAAGUCCGGCUCUCGACGAUUUCGGACCAUUCGAUUUGGAAUCAUGGUGGGGUCGACGACUAUUUAACAACAUCACCAAAAGCCUGUGAACCGAACACUCAAUCGCAUAUCCGGCGCACACGCACACACGCACACAAACACAUCCACAACUAAUUCAUUCAAAUCAAUUCACACCUCAACCAAAAACAAUCAUCAACAAAACGAUAUAUGAUAGUCGGCUGUGCUGCUUUGCACAUCAAAUCUGCCUUAAAUUAUAAUACGUACGUUCAAAAUGAAAUAAUCUUGAUUUGCAUACAACUAAACUAAAUUUGUUUGUUCGUUUUUAUUUUCUCGCUCUUUCGAUUGUAAUAUGGAUUUUAUUUUUUUGUAAAUAUAUAUAAUAAUAUAUAUAUUCAAAUUGAAAAUAAUAAACGAAGAAAAAAAUAAAUAAAACAAGGAUAUAUACGAAUGGAAAAGAAUGAAAACAGAUGAUUAUGAAUUGAAUUCAAAGUGAAUCGAAUCAGCGAAGUAUCUGGGUGGAAAAUAUCUGAUGACAUGACACAGCACAAUUUAUAAUCGCUGAAUGACAGCAACUGAUUAGAUUAAUGCAUGAUGUGUACGUUGAAAAAUAAAGCAAUUUCACUGUUUAA
Messenger RNA from Sitodiplosis mosellana (orange wheat blossom midge), 2045 nucleotides. RefSeq lists its product as uncharacterized. NCBI's taxonomy places the organism in Eukaryota, Metazoa, Arthropoda, Insecta, Diptera, Cecidomyiidae. The transcript has a single exon. The coding region runs from base 834 to 1505 and encodes 223 amino acids. The record is from RefSeq and is a predicted model, not a curated record.